GAAACAGAAGAGAAUUCAAUGUUCAGAAUCGCCCUCCAGUUUGUACUGUACUUGUUUCUGUUGGAUGUGGGAGAGAUAUAUGCAAAGCAGGUGCAAUUUGGCGACACCUCAAACUGUCCGUCUGUGUGGCUGCCCGUCCACGGACAAAGUCAAGACAAUGUGCUUUACAAGACCAAACCUAUGUUUGUCCUGGACGACAGAAGUGUUAAAGAAGGCUAUCUUCCUGGAAAGUCAUACUCACUUCAUGUGAACGCCCAGGACAGUGAUCGGAAGUUCUCGGACGUAUUGGUCUGGGUAGAAGGAAGUGGGCUUCAAGGUUGUAGCACAGGCAGUUUUGAUACAAACCCAACUUACUACCAUCAGCCGGAAAACUGCUCUCAUUUGGUCAGCCGAAACUCCAAGUUUCCAGGGCACUCUUUCCUUUUCACUUGGACAGCACCACUGUGUGGUUGCGUUACCAUUAGGGCGCGAGUGUCCACGGCUGAUACAGGUUCGUAUGUACUGGACGACAAGUCUACAAAGGAUGGAUACCUGACGUCACAAAUCUGUCCAAAGGAUGUCCAUCCGAUGUUGUCCACUCUCUCUGUUAAGGAGAAGGAAGACCUUCUGUGUCGAGUAGUCGGUGACGUCACUGGGUCUGACGUAGCAACCAGACAGGAUGUUCUGAGCAGGCGUAAAAUGGAGUACAAUGCAAUGUCGCAACUCCAGAAAGAGGCUUGGGAAAUUGCUCUCGGUCAAAGGGUCUACAACACUAAGAAAUGCUGUGGUCUGACGGGAAGUGAGAGGAGCGAAUGUCUUGGGGAUGACCGCCGACAUCGUGUUGACAGGUUUUGUGCAUAUGGAGAAUCUGUCAUUCCCUUCACGAUAAAAAGGCGUGGUUUUAUGGAAAAACGACGUGAACAAUGUUGCUGGAAACUAGGUGAACGUCGCUACCAUUGUUUUGCGUACGUUCCAACCCAACAAGCUAAGAACGUCAACAGCCUGUGGAAUGUGAAACGCGUCCAAGAAAUGGACGAGUCUGAUCCAAUCAACGACUUGGAAGACUAUGCACCAGAGGUCCUUAAGGAGCUAUCAAAACUACCUGCAUUCAUGAACACAUAUGCUGACAGUGCAACAAUACAAGUAAAUCUCAAUAAAGAGGAACAGCGUCAAAACGACUUUAAGUCUUCAAAAGAGACCAAACCUGUGUCCUCUAAAAUAACAACCACCAUGUUAACUACAACUGCAACAACUAAAGCACGUGUUGUCCAGACAACCAUUGUGACGCCGACAACUGUCUCUGUGACAACUACAGCAAUAGAAGAAAGCAAGAAAACAACAUACACAAGUGAAGAUUUGCAAAGGAAGAUGAGAAAACUCAAGCUUCGUCUUGACUGUUGUGAGACUGGACGACAGACAGCGGAGGAUGUAGAUGACGACCCCUGGGGCAGAUGUACCACUGGCUCCUAUAAAUACACCAGGAAAAUGAGGGGCGGAAGGCGCAUGUGCCGCACUUACUUCCUGAAAUGCUGCAUCGAGGAAUUUGAAAGUGAGGAGAAAAAUUCCGGCGACUACAAAGAUGAAGAGGACGAUGAUGUUGAUGAUGACGACACUUCAAUAGUGAAAUCUGAAGAAAGUGGCGAUUACAGCGACACCAAUGAGGACGAUGAUGACGCUGAUUUCAAAACAACUAAAUCUGUGAAGCGAAUAAAUCGACGAAAAUUAAAUCGUAGAAAAAGUAAAUUGAGGAGAGGACGACGAGGGCGAAAACGAGGCUCCAUAAAACGCAAGAGAGGCUGAAAACAACCUCACCAUCAAUUCCACUGCUUUUGUGUAGUAAAUUGUACAUAUAGUCAUUUUUUUUUAAAAUAGGUAGUUCUACCUCUAAAGGAAUACAUGUAGUUGUGCCUGAUCUAUAUAGAGUUUGUAUAUCCUUCUAAAGGAAUACUUAUGUCUGACCAGUGUAGUGUAGUGAUGUCUGACAUGUGUAGUUUGUAUGUGAUGUGUGUUGUAGGUCUAACCUUGCAGUUGUAAACUGUAAUGCUAUUUCUGGUCCACUCUUUGCAUCUUGUUUUGUGCCAUUUAUGCAGAGAGAGAAAGUGCUUUUCAUGUUCAUUUAAAAUUUUUCUGAGAUUUUUUUUUACCUGAAAGACUCUUCAGACUUUGAAUUAUUAUAGGUGCUAGAUUGUGUGGCAUAUGCGUUUUGUGUUCAUUCUCCAUGAGAAU
Molecule: messenger RNA, 2205 nt
Organism: Saccostrea echinata
Lineage: Eukaryota; Metazoa; Mollusca; Bivalvia; Ostreida; Ostreidae
Exons: 10
Coding region: 19-1779 (586 amino acids)
Source: RefSeq, a predicted model, not a curated record